Messenger RNA from Eucalyptus grandis, 1122 nucleotides. RefSeq names its product NAC domain-containing protein 68. Gene Ontology annotation, biological process: regulation of DNA-templated transcription. The coding region runs from base 1 to 1122 and encodes 373 amino acids. The record is from RefSeq and is a predicted model, not a curated record. NCBI's taxonomy places the organism in Eukaryota, Viridiplantae, Streptophyta, Magnoliopsida, Myrtales, Myrtaceae. The transcript has 3 exons. Gene Ontology annotation, molecular function: DNA binding.
AUGGAGAAGAACGAUCAGAGCCACAACCGUGAUCGGGAUGAUCAGCUAAAAGGAAUGCAUGUGGACGGUAAACUGAAAGUCGCAUGCACGCCGUCUUCGAGCCGAGAGUUAGUGGCGCCGCCAUGGCCAUCGUCCGUGGCCGUGGCCGAGUUCCCUUUCAAGAUUCCAAUCGGGUUCACAUUCGUCCCCACUGACCAGGAGCUCAUUAUCCAUUACUUGAAGCCCAAAGUCACGGGUGAUCCGAUUCCGGUCAGUGACAUCUUCGCCGACGUCGAUCUCUACAAGUUCGACCCCAGAACGCUCAUCGAGAACCGCAAGGGAGCGGGCAUAGACGAGGACGAGUGGUACUUCUUCACUCCGAGGGACAGGAAGUAUCAGUGCGGGUCGCGGCCGAAUCGCUGCUCGCCCGGUGGGUUUUGGAGGGUGACCAGGAAGGAAAGCGUUGUCCGGAUGGAGAAUAAAACGAUCGGAUACAAGAACUCGUUGGCCUUCUAUCGAGGAGACUCGAAAAGACAAGGCGACCGGACAGCCUUGAAUAUGCACGAGUAUAGAUUGAAGGAGGACGAGAAGAGGGACCGCCCCAGUAUAGGCGGGAAGAAAGGAGUGAAGGACAAGAGGUUGGAUGAGUGGGUUCUGUGCAAGGUCUACACGCCCAGGCAUGCAAAGCACCCGAAGAACGGCCAGAAGUCUGACGUUCCACCCAAGAAGAGGAACGAACAGAACCUUGAUCAGCCAGACGGCCACAACGCCCCGACGACCACUGGCAAAAAAUCUGAUCAUCCAUUGAAGAAGAGGAACGGACAGAACCUUGAUCAGCCAAACGGGGGUGGCCACAAUGCCGCAUUGACCGCUGGCAAGAAAUCCGUUCUUCCAACGAAGAAGAGGAGCAAACAGAAACUUGGUCAGUCAGAUGGCAUCGGCCACAAUGCCCCAUCGACCGCCGGCCAAAAAUCUGAGGUUCCACUGAAGAAGAGGAACGAACAGAACCUUGAUAAGCCAGACCGUGACGGCGACAAUGCCUCAACGACCGCCAGCAAGAAAUCUGCAAGUUUGACGUGUGGUCCCGCAGGCCGCAAGUCUCAGGCCUCCUAUUCGGCAGCUCACCAGCAAUUCUCCUCCUGA